Messenger RNA from Penicillium hordei, 1359 nucleotides. Its product is annotated as PPIL4 family peptidylprolyl isomerase. Gene Ontology annotation, cellular component: nucleus. The transcript has 4 exons. NCBI's taxonomy places the organism in Eukaryota, Fungi, Ascomycota, Eurotiomycetes, Eurotiales, Aspergillaceae. The coding region runs from base 1 to 1359 and encodes 452 amino acids. The record is from RefSeq and is a predicted model, not a curated record. Gene Ontology annotation, molecular function: RNA binding; peptidyl-prolyl cis-trans isomerase activity. Gene Ontology annotation, biological process: protein peptidyl-prolyl isomerization.
AUGAGCGCGCUUUUAGAGACCUCCCUGGGCGAUAUUGUAAUUGACCUGUUGGUCGAUGAUGCACCCAAGGCGUGUGACAACUUCUUGAAGCUAUGCAAGCUCAAGUACUACAAUUUCUCGCCCAUCCACAGCGUCCAAAAAAACUUCACCUUCCAGACCGGUGACCCGCUCGGUCCUGACGCACCCGAGAGCGAUGGAGGAUCUUCAGUCUGGGGUCUGCUGGACGGACCGUCGAAAAGAACAUUUCCGCUCCAGGUGUCGCGCAAGUUGAAACACUUGGAACGCGGUACGGUGAGCAUGGCCACGGUACCGGCCAAGAACGAUCCCGACCAACGGAUAGCUGCCAGUCAAUUCAUCAUUACACUUGGAGACAACCUAGAUUAUUUAGAUGGCAAGGCCGUGAUUUUCGGCCAGGUCGUCGAGGGCUUCGAUGUCCUGGAGAAAAUCAAUGAAUCCUUUAUUGACGACCGAGGUCGACCGUUGAAAGAUAUUCGCAUUCGUCACACUACCGUCCUUGACGAUCCCUUCGAUGACCCGCCGAAUCUGGUUGAACCACCUGAAAGCCCGGUGCCCUCCAAAGCACAAUUGGCCACGGUCAGGAUCGCGGACGAUGAGGACUUGGAUGAUGAUAUGGAUGAAGAGGCUAUGGACAAGCUGCGUCGUGAGCGUGAGGCUCGUGCGCAGGCCCUGACAUUGGAAAUGGUGGGAGAUCUACCGUUCGCCGACGUCAAGCCACCAGAGAAUAUUCUUUUUGUUUGCAAGCUCAAUCCGGUCACACAAGAUGAGGAUCUAAAUCUUAUUUUCAGCCGCUUUGGAACGAUCUUAUCUUGCGAGGUUAUUCGGGACAAGCGCACCGGUGACAGUCUACAAUAUGCGUUCAUUGAAUUCGAGGAACAAAAGGACUGUGAACAGGCCUAUUUCAAGAUGCAGGGUGUCUUAAUCGAUGAUCACCGGAUACAUGUGGAUUUCUCACAGAGUGUAUCCAAGUUAUCCGAAAGCUGGCGCAAUUCCACCGUCACUAAGCGCCGAGAGAGGGGUGGAUUUGGUGGUGUUGCAGAUCUUGAAGCGAAACGCCAGUACCGAGAGCUGGACGAUGCGCCUGUCGAUGAGGAUGAUGCUAGGUAUCGGAUGAUGUUUGACAAGAACAAGAAUAGGGGCGCUCCGGCUCCACCCCGUGAGGCUCCACGGGAAGCUCCGUCAGAUCGCACUCGUGUUCGUCGAGAUCGAGGGAGUCGAAGCCCCCGUCGGGAUGGACGGGACCGGUACCGUCGUCGAUCCUAUAGCCGGAGUCCACAACGGGAUUCACGAAGAGAUUCACGGAGAGAACGAGGCCGGUACAAUGAUCGUGAUCGACGAUAG